AUGAAUUUGGCAAUUUCAUCAAGUUCAGAAGAAGAAUCAUCAUAUAAUGCUAAAGAAUAAGACAGAAUAUUAAAGAAUUCAAAUAUUUUUAAAUAGAAAGCUAGCUCUCAUUUGAAUUGCUUGAAACAUCCAAAUAAGAAAGCAAAAUAUUAUGCCUAAAACGAUAAGCGAACAUUGUUCUGUUCUAAAUGUGCUUUGAAUUUAGCACUUAAGGGACACAAAAUUGAAGAGAGCGCUGGAGCAGAGUUAGAAUUCCAAAGACAAUUGAGAAUUAACUAAUUUUAGGAAUCGAUGAAAUAAACUUUACAAGCUUGCAAUUUUAAAAUAAUAGACUUUAAUAACAUGUAAAUAAAUCAAAAGCAAAUGCUUGAAGAUUAAAAAGCUAAUUGCAUAAGAUUUUUUGAAUAAGUGAUUGAAACAGCUUAAUAAUUAAAGUAAACCUACAUUCAAAAGUUUCAACAUGACCAUUUAAGUCUGGAGUAGAAUAUUUUGGAUUGUUAAUAGGCAGUGACGAAUUAUGAGAAGCAAUUAUAGCAAUUUUAAAUUGAUAUUGAGAAAAACCACUCUAACAUAGUGAAAAAAAUGGAGAUGAAACCCUUUGAAGACAUAAUGUAAAGAUACGAGAAAAGAGUAAAGAAUAUUUAACAAUUAUUAUCAGAAAUGAAAUUAGAUUCUAGUGUAAAAAUCAAUUAAUUUGAGUAAUCAUAAAUUUUAACAUUUAUGAAUAAAAUGUGCUACAAUAUUUUAUUAAACGAUUAGAUAAAGUCUAGAAGUAAUUCAAUCAAUUAUAACAAUCCUUCUAUUGAUAUGAAAGCAUUUGAUGUCUUAGAAAAUGAUGAUAUUUAUUAGAGCACAUUCUCGAACACAAUUAAAGAUAGCAAUAGCUAAAAUCCUCCAUCUCCCAUCUCUAAAUUGCCAAUUUAUAAAAGUAAUGGAUCUAAUCCCAUUUCCACAAUCUAAAAUUCAAGAAGAGAAAGCAAUUCAAACACUCCAGAAAGUUGGAAUCACACCCACAUCCAAAAUUGUGAUCAACAAUUGCAGAUUCCCUUAUAGCCAAACAGUCAUAAUGUGAGUUUGAAUGAGUAGCCAAUUACGAUCAACUAAUAAUAAUAGUAGCCUAAUGAAAGGUUCAAUGUUUAGGAGAUUGUGAAGUAAGCAAAUGACAAUGUCUAAAUAUAAACUAGUGAACACUUGAAAAACCUAGAGAUAUCACCUUUGAUUCAAUAGAAGAGUUAAUCAAAUUUACCACAAUCUGUCAAGAUAUACAACAGUCAAAGAAACUAAUACGAUUCGAACACAAAUAAUAAAUCUCAGGAUCAGAAAUAAAGAAAAAAACAGCCAUCAGUGGAUUAUUUUGAAUAGAAACGAUGUUACAUUAUAAAUCAGAAUCAACAAAAAUCAUAGUUGUAAUAAUAAGAAGAUUCACUGAAGGAUAGAAUUUUUAAAGAAUUAAGUGGACAUUCCAGUGAAUCCGUUUAUAAUUAAGUUUUAAAAAUAAAUACUACUCAACAAAAAAUUAAAAAGGGAAAGGAGAACACUUAGAUUGAUUGGACAAGUAGUUUAAGAAAUAAGUAAAAUUUACUAACAAAAAAAUGA
Molecule: messenger RNA, 1596 nt
Organism: Paramecium tetraurelia
Lineage: Eukaryota; Ciliophora; Oligohymenophorea; Peniculida; Parameciidae
Exons: 3
Source: RefSeq, a predicted model, not a curated record